Molecule: messenger RNA, 1031 nt
Organism: Erythranthe guttata (spotted monkey flower)
Lineage: Eukaryota; Viridiplantae; Streptophyta; Magnoliopsida; Lamiales; Phrymaceae
Molecular function (GO): enzyme inhibitor activity
Source: RefSeq, a predicted model, not a curated record
AAAGGUAAUUAAUUAACUAACUAUAUCUACGGUGCAAAACCACCCGACGAAAUUCACCAGGUAUAGCACAUACAGAUAAGACCGUCAAAUCUUAUCUUUUAAAAAUAAACCAUUAAUAUUUUUUGCAGCAAACCUUAAUAAUCUCUUAUUUUUUCCUAUAUAAACGUGACUCCUAUAGAAUCACCUCUUCCAACGCCUACAAAAUACAAACUAAUUCCAAAUUUUUUACACUGAACAAAAUAUUACCCAAAAAAAAAUAUUAAUAAAUAAAAAAAAAAAAAAAUGUCUUCCUCAAGUGUAAGUAUUUUGUUCACAAUAACAAUAUCCGUUCUUUUAUUCUCAACAAAGAGCGCUGCUGCUUCUUCAUCAUCCUUGAUCAACGACGCAUGCUCGACGACCAACCGCGACAACUUCGACGUGAAAUCGUGCGUCGCGACGCUCGAAUCCGACAAAAAGAUUGCCUCCGCGAAGAACUUCCACGAUUUGUCGGCGGCGAUACUCAAGGCCGGGAUCGUGGACACCACCGCUACGAGGGCGUACCUGAUUAAGAAGGCGGCCGAGAAAUCGAACCAGAAGGAUGUUUACGAUCAGUGCAAGUUGGCGUACGACUCGGUGAUUGGGAAUAUCAAGGGUGCACUGAGUGAACUCGACGACGACCCGAUGAGUGCCACGUACGAUCUCAGCCUCGCCAGUAACGACUCGAUGCAGCCGUGCCUCGCCGCCCUAAGGGCGGCGGGCGCCGCCGCUGACAAGACUGUUCUGGCUGGGAAUAAUGAUUUGUUUAUAUACAUUUUCUCUGCAAUCGCGGCGUGUGAUAAAAUAUAACACGCACAUACCCGUGCGUGUGUGUGUGUGUAUGUGUGGGGAAGAUGAAUAAAAGUUGGUCGUGGGGGCGGUUUGUAUUUUAUUAAUUAUUUUUAUUUUUAUUUUUAUUUUUUUAAUUUUUGGAACUUGUUGAAAUUCAUGUGGGUCUAUUAUUAUUAUAAGACCUUGUGUACUAUGUUUGAUUGAUUUUAAUAUAUUAUUUAUUA